UUUUCGCUUUCUGUGUGUGGAAGCCACAUAAAAGUAGUCAAGCGAGAAAGAUAAAACGGAGAUAAACAUCCUUGUUUAGAGUGUAACUUUACUUUUUAACCUUACCUUACCACGUUCAAUUUUUUUCUUAUUCUACCUCUCUUUGUCUUAGAUAAAAGGGAUUUCGAAUAUCCUUUUCUAAACGGAUGAGAACCGCGAAAAGUUCUUUCUUACGUAGGACGCCAUAUUGCUUGGUCAUAUCAUCCGUAUGAGGUUUGCAAGAGCGGUAAGGUUGAGAUAUAUUAGCUGUCGAGAGGUGUCGAGUUAUUCAUUCUCAUAAGGAUUAACAUCAUAGGCUUCAGUUUUUGUAGAUAAGAUAUCGCGAGAGACAAACGCUUCUCAUGUAGUAGCAGUAUUCCAGUAAUAAGAAGACUUUUACUGUUAAAUAUAAAAAGGACAAGAAAAAAGUUUCAACGCUAUGCCGACGAAUGAUACGAGCCUCGAUGAAGUUCGCAAGCUUAUCCUGGCCUGUCUACUUGCUCGACCAGGACCUACUCCGACUACACUUCUCGAUCGGGACUAUUAUGAGAUGGAGAAGGAACGUAUACCCUGGCGUAAAUUUGGCUACGCCAAUCUCGUGGAAUUUCUCAAAAGUAUGCCUGAGCACUUUGUAGUCGAGUGGGCCAAUGGUGGAUACCAGGUGCGUGGGAUUGCGUCAGAAAAGACCAAACACGUGAGCUCACUGGUAUCCCGUCAGAAGGCCUCGAUCUCGAAGAAGUACGUUCCGCCUUGUCGUCGGCCGUUUAUAAAUCGUCACAUGCCGCAGAUGCAACGUCCGCGGAUCAGGAUCCCGGCUGAUCUGCUAUCAAGUAUCGUCACAUAUGUUAAGAACAAUCCGCGAGGAGUGAACGUGCAAUCUGUCAUGAUGAUGGUGCAGCAGCAAUUGCCACAUACCACGCUCACCAUCUACGACAUCCGGGACCAAAUGCGCGAGCUGUCGCAUUUCUUAUAUCUGGACGGUGAUUGGAUUUUUCCUACGAAUGCGGCGAAUGAUUCUUUGCGAGAGAUAAAGAAUUAUCCGCAGUCUUUGACGUCGCAGCCGCAGAACAUGCCGCGACCAUCGGAAGUGUAUGCUGGAGGAGAUGAGGGAUCUGAUUUCAUUGAAGACUCUAGCGAUGAAGAUUUUAAUCAUCCGGCCGAUCAUGCAAAUAGUAAUUAUCCGAGACAACUAAAGUCCACGGAGCAAAUCGCUGCGAACUUUGCAAAUAAUGAACAGGACGCAACAAUAUACAAUUGUAAGAAUGACGAAUGUUUUGCUGCGACGAAUGGAGAUGAUAAUACGAAUGCUACGAAAACUGAUUACAUUGAUGUUUCUUCGCUGAUAAGCGAUAGAACAAAAUCACGAUUGGAUCAGCUGGUGCGACAACAUCCAGAAGGUAUCUGGUGCGCCGAGCUGCCUGAGAAAUAUUUGAAGGCGUAUAACGUACAUCUGAAUUACAUCGAGCUAGGCUUUACCAGCGUGCGCGAAUACGUGUCUCACUUGCCGAACAUUUUUUAUAUGACAAGAUUGAACUCGACCGACGACUUCAUGUUAUACAGCGCGGACAAGAAGCCGACAGUUCCUGAUCAAGACUCGGCGAAGCCUAGCGAAAUAAGAUUAAACCCAUGUGAGCAACAUGACGAACAUAAUGCAAAGCGAACACAAUUUGAUGAUAAUGCACCGAUUCCAGCGGAUGUCUCUUCUAGCAUAACCAAGAUAUUUGCACCUGAUGAUGUAAUGAAUUACAACGACAGCGUGGAGCAUAUAUUGGUGACUGAUUUACAACGUGACAGAAAAUAUUUAGAGGUGUACAUUGUAGAGAUGUUUCAUCCAAACUUCUUUUGGGUACAUCUACGGGAAAACAAGAAACGCUUUGAGGGAUUCAUGGAUGAAUUAGAUAAAUUUUAUCAUUAUAAUAAGGAUAAGUACACUAUUCCAAAGAUAGCUUUAAAAAAGGGUUUACACUGUGCAUGUAUAUAUUCGGGUAGGUGGCACAGAGCAAUCAUUAAAUCCGUAAAGCCAGAUUUCAGAGUAACGGUGAUGUUUUACGACUACGGCACUUUGAAAACUUAUCCAGCUGAAGAUAUAUAUUAUUUGCACAAACAGUUCUCCUUUUUACGCGUUCAAGCAAUACCUUGUGGCUUGUAUAACGUUAAGCCAUGUGUUGGUGAUAGCUGGAAAAAGAGUGUGAUAGAUAAAUUGCUCGACAGAAUUGAUGAAACUCUUUUAGCCUUAACCAUAAUGUCUGUUGAUGCUGCGAACAAUUCCAUGAUAGUCAUUUUGUCUGAUACAAGCGAAGAAGAAGAUGUACAUAUAAAUGAUUGGUUAAUCAAAGAGAAACUAGCGCAAUGCGGUAAAAUGGUGCGUAUGUGCGAAAAUUAUGCGUAUCUUCAUUAUUUGGCAUGCCUUGAUGCUGCGCAAAUAAAGUCUAUGCCAAUUCCCAAUCUUAAGAUAUCCGAUAUACAAAGCAAUAAAGUAAAUGUAGAUGAAACGCGACACGAUAGAAAUCAAUCGGUACCAUGUAGUAAAGGGGCACACAAAUUACUUGAUGUAAAGAGUGAAAAUAUUGAGAGUAAAACUGUGGAGGUUUCGCGUAAUAUCCCGUCUAAUAAAAAAAUUCUCUUACAUAUGCUACGGAAUUCAUCGGUUAAUUUACCGAUUGCUGAAUCAUCGGAUGUUACAUCGCAGCCAACAGAUUGUUCGAGAAACGAACAACCAAGACGCUAUAAGUCAUUGGCCAAAUUGUUGGAAAAAUUGAAAACAUCUAAUAUUUCGUCCAAUUUUACUUCAAGUACUUCGGCUCCAAAGCCCAACCAUGAUUUUAAAGAUAACGCGCAACAAGUCGAUUCAGAUAUGAAGACCAUUCAGAAUAAUGGAAGCAUGAAACACAAUACAUUAAAUAUGGACUUUAGAGAUUCUGACAAGGAUAAUAGAAACGUUAAGAAUGGUGCAUUAGCUAUGGAUUUUGCUGGUAACGAUAAUGGAAAGUUCAAGAUUAGUUCAUUGGAUACGGAUUUCGCUAACGAGGAUAAUAGAAGUGUCACGAAUGGUGUAUUGAAUAUGAACUUUGCUCUCAGAGAUUCCGACAACGAGGAAAAUAAUAAGAAAGAUUUCGGAACGUUUAGAAGUUUAUAUGGUGGACAUGGUUUGAUGGAGCCUUUUGAUUGGUCAAUAAUAAAAGAGAAUGGUCAUUCUACUUCUAAAACAAUCGUUACAUCGCAUAAUAAUUUGGACAUUGAAGAGCAUAAAAGCAAUACAACGGAAGAUGAAUCGAAAUCGCAUAAAUUAAAUCAUUUGGAAAAGCCAGCGUCUGCUACCCCUUAUUUUCUAAAUAUAACUCGUAAAGAGGAGGAAUAUUAUUUGCCUGAGAAGAAUAUCGAUUAUCACUUCAAGAACGUGUCUCAAUCCAUGGCAAGAUUGAGAAACAGGAUGGAAGUAUACAAUGAUAAGUAUACAGCUGUAGUUGUACCAGGGGACAUACUUGAAACACUGUGUAAUAACACUCAAUCCCAAAAUACACAGAGUCCCGAUACGAGUAUUAUUAAGACCAAUGGUGUAACUUCUUCAAAAGGGUCAGAUCAAACCGAGAUGAUAAACGGAAAUGGCGAAACGUGUGAAACAAGAACCGAACAGAAAAUAGAAGAGAACAGAGAUUUGGAUGCAAAUACGAAUAAUAAUAAUAUUGCGCAUAAAAGUCCUGAAUCCAAAACAACUGAUAAAGUAUGCAAUUCCAGAUACAAGUUGUUGUUGGAUAAAAUAAAGCGUAUGCAGAUUAAUUCGGUGGAUUCGAGCAUUUCGUCGAGCCCCUAUUCUUCGAAAGACUCUUCGAGUAGCGAGUAUGUUGCAUCUUCCUGCAGUACUAGCACGCUUUCGUCAAACGUCGGACAACACGAGGAUUUUAAAAAUCAGAGUACCGAGCUAUGCAACUUUAAGAAACUUGCGUCCACGUCCUCGAGUGAGUUUUCGUUAAAUCGCGACAUCAACGAGACUACAAAUCUUUUAUCCUCAGAAAAUAGUUCCAACACUUCUUUUACUAUGGAGGAUUCGAAGCAAGAUCAAUCCUCGACAAUUAAUACGAUUGUUUGUAACGUUGACGAUGCAAAACGAUCGAAUGCGACUGUCGAGAAGAAGCCGCGCGUUUCGAAAAUAUUGGAACUGGUACUGAAGAUUUCGGAAACUAAGACGAGCAAAAAUGAAUUAGAUUCCGAUGACCUAAGUAAUCGAGAAACCGUAGCGAAUGACACAAGCUACGACAAGGAAGAAAGCAAAUCGAAUGAAAUUUCGGAAAAUGCGACGAGCAAAGAUGAAUUGGAUUCCGAUGAUCUGAGUAACCGAGAAACCGCAGCGAACUGUGACACAAGCUACGACAAGAAAGAAAACAAAUCGGCCGACAAUUCGAUGAUUGAGAAUAAUGUGAUAUGCAAAUCGACGAGUAACAUAAACGAGAAAACAUUCGAUCCGCCAGUGUUAAAUGAUUGCGAUUUAGAAUUCGAUGAUAGCAAUGAAGAUUGGGAUGGCGAUGCCGUCGACAUGGCAAGCAUAAUGAGAUACGUAGUAGUAAACAGUUCGAAUUCAUUGCCGACGUACUGCUUCGCGGAGGAGAACCUAAUAUCCGAUAGCCAUUCCAAGGCAACGUCCACAGAGGAUUUGAAUGAGAUGGCACCUACGGUCUCCGAGCAGACUCCUCUUCAGUCUCGCGAAAACCUCGAGCAAUAUUGGAUGAGACCACCACCGGGUUUUGCACCUCUCGGCGAAAAAACCGGUUUGCCUAACAUAUCAGCGAGAAAUUUCCACGAUGUAUACACCUUCGGAAGCACAUCGAAGACAUCGAGUUCUGACAACAAGGACAUGACAACGAAUCCAUUUUUGACUGACCAACAAUUUAUAAACGACAAUGUCAUCCCCAAUGACGUAGGAAAGCAGAUAUUUACGACCAUCUGGAAUAAGAACUUGCAGUUGAUCACUAUGCUGGCUGAGUUUUUAUACGAUCUACUAGAACGCUCGCCGCUCAAUAAAAAGAUAUUUGAGAAUCACAUGAUAAUCCAGCAUCAUUUGAAUAGAUUCCUUGAAAAGUUCGUAAAGACGCUGAAACCACUAGACAACGAUACAUCGUCAUCAGCGUCGCUCAAUCUCGUGAGAGAGACGACGGAUAAGUUUGGCUCUACGCAAAAUAUUAACUCGCCAAUGCCGAACUUGAAUGCCGAAGGUUUCGUGAAUCAAAAGCUCGCGGCCAAUUUGAGCAAUUUAUUAUUAUCGAAUUCAUUCGGCGACGACAGACCAAUGCAGACUCAUCCCGUGUUUCCCACUUACGGUUCGAACAAUUAUACAUUCUCGUCCAGUUGGCAUCAAUCUGAUAAAAUCAGUCCACGUGUUCAAGUACCGUCUUCCCCGGUACCCCGGACUCCGAGCUCUGUAUCUUCCACGUUCGGAUCAUCAUCAGCGCCUACACCUAAUGUCUUUUUCCCAAACACCGAUCAGGGCAACGCUCAAAACUUUCCUGCGAUGAAACAGGCCUAUUCAAUGAUAUCGAUGAACACUGACGUUUCUAAUAACAAUCGCAAUUCUUCAAGCUUCUUUAGUACUGCGAAUAGCGAAUUUGCCAAUAUGUUCAAGGAGACGAAUCCUUUUAGGUGUUCGAUGACUGAUAACAUGCAGAUACCGCAGAGGCCAGAGACGCAGAGCGAGCCGAUGGCGAAUAAUUACGAUACGAAUGCCACAUCGUAUCUGCCUAUGAAAAAUCUGCAAGAACACGCUGCAAAAAUGGAAACUGUAAACAUUCAUGCAGAGAACAGUGGCUUUACGAUUCCGAAAUACGUUAAUAACAUAAGUAGUGCUGAAGGUUACACUCCUAGAGUCAUCUACGAAGCCGGACCAGUUAUGUAUAAUAUGCAGAAGAAGCAAACGGAUGCAGAUGUGAUACAAAACGCAUGCAAUAACGAUUUUAAGAACGAUCGUAACGUGUCUAUCAAUGGACAAUGUGAUAAGAAGGAUUUAUUCUCGCCGUCUGCAAACGAUAUAGCUAGUUCGUACUUGAAAAAUAGCUCGCACAUUGACGAGAGCUACAUCACUCAACCACCAACUGAUUGUACGUUGCAAAAUUCACCACAGAUUAGAAACAACGAAUCGAUUUAUCAUCAACAAAACGUUAAAACAAACGAGCGCAUCAUCUUCUCUCAAGCCUGGAAACACGUUGAGAUCCCUGAAUGUUUGAUUAAAUCGCAAAUUGGAAGUGUUCCUUCGCAAAAUCAUAAUGAGAAACCUAUAAUUAACACGUCGAUUAAUUUUUCAUCUUCUAAAGAUUGGAAUUGUGAGAAAAACAGAGGAGAAUCUGUAACUCAAGGUGGAAUGGUAGAUUUAAGUUACGUUUUCCAAAGGAAUGACACAGAACAACAUAUGUAUAACAAUUUCUUGAACAACCUAUGUUAUAUUAAAAACCAAAAAUGCAUAGAACAUAAUAAUAAGAACAACGACUUUUUUUUCGACGUCUCUUUUGUCUUUCAAAAAGUUGACUUAGUUAAAAACGUGUCAUGUAUAUUUCACACUGAGAACGAAGGUUGGAUGUUGACCUAUGAAUUUAUACAAACUUUUACGAAUUUCAAAUUGUGCUCUCGUUUGUUUGCUGUAAUAGAAGCGAUGAAUGUAAAAGUUACAUUUAAAGAAGUCAAAAGAACUGAAUAUCCAUUACAAUUUUUACAACUUGAUAAUUAUCCUCUAAAUGUUCCCCGAGAUGCCGAGAAACGUAUUACUUCCAUUCAUUUAAUCUCGUUACAAAGCGGAUUGUCAUUAUUACGCAAGUUAAAGAUAGUCACUCGAGAGGAAAUAGAUAAUGCUUUCAAGAAAAAGGAGUUUGUAAAUGGUUCUAUUCUGCUCAAUAUGUGGACAUUGAUUUGUGUUUACCGUGAUUUAAGACAACGUAUUGAAGAAUAUGCAUUGAAAAAUUUUAGAUAGAAGGUAUAAUUACUUAAAACGUGUCACAAUGUAGAUAGUUUUAUAUAACUUUUGCUUGUCAAGUUUAUAAUUAAGUUUACAUCUGUGAUCGACAGAGUUCCUCUUUUUAUAUAGUUAAUAAGGUAAUUUUCAUUUUUUAAUUUUUUUUACAUUUAUAAUGACAAUAAUGUUGCUUUAAAGAUACCAAAAAUUUUCUAGUUUUUCAUAUGAUAUAUGUUUACUCAUUUAUUAUUUAAUUAUGACUAAACUAAU
Nylanderia fulva is the source of this 7219-nucleotide messenger RNA. Lineage: Eukaryota; Metazoa; Arthropoda; Insecta; Hymenoptera; Formicidae. The record is from RefSeq and is a predicted model, not a curated record.